Molecule: messenger RNA, 1051 nt
Organism: Lucilia cuprina (Australian sheep blowfly)
Lineage: Eukaryota; Metazoa; Arthropoda; Insecta; Diptera; Calliphoridae
Exons: 2
Coding region: 73-915 (280 amino acids)
Biological process (GO): regulation of transcription by RNA polymerase II
Cellular component (GO): transcription regulator complex; nucleus
Source: RefSeq, a predicted model, not a curated record
ACUACUGACUAAUAACAAUCAUUUAGAAAUCAACAAGUGAUAUAAUAAAAAUCAAUAUAUUAAUAUUUUAAAAUGAGCGCUAGCGAAUCGGAUGGUAUUAUUAAAAUAAUAAAUGCUGUAAGAAAACAAGAAUGUUUAUGGAAUGUUCAUUGUAACGAUUAUGGUAAACGCGAUAAGUUAGAGAAAGCCUGGAACGAAGUUGCCCAGGAAGUGGGAAAAUCAGAUGUAUUCUGUCGAGAAAAAUGGCGCAAUGUUCGAACAGGAUUCCUACGUAGUAUUCAACAUCAAAUACGUGACAGCACUGAUGAUUUCAAUGGCCAAAAACGCAAACGUUUCUAUCUACAUGAUCAAAUGGCUUUUCUUCUGCCAUCUGCUGAAGCUCUCGAAUGUACACGUAAAAAACGUAAACUUAACAAGGAACAUAAUAAGACCUUAGUUGAAACUGAUGACACCGAUGGUGAUAGCUCAAACAUUUUGGCUGAAUACAAUUUAAUAAGAAAAACUGAACCACUCGAGAAUGAGGAAAAUGAAAGUGAAGAAUUUGAACACCAUACGCUAAUGAUAAAUGAAGAAGUUUACACCGACAAUGAUGAUGAAGAAAUUUUUAAGAUACUAGAACAAAAUAAAAACACAAAAAGUUCUGUAAAUCUUAGUAGUAAAGAGAAAAAUCAGCAAUUAUCUAUAAAAACUAAGGAGUCUAUGCCUAUGAUUAAUGAACAAAAUAAUGUUGAAUAUAAUUUAAAACAUAAUUAUGAUAAAAAUGUUUCUGAACCACAGUUUACACAAAGAGAAGAGCAACAAUUAGUCGAUUUUUUUCGCGGUUGUAUUGAUGAUAUUUUAACAUUAUCGAAACGAAAACAACGUUUAUUUAAAAAACGUAUGUUGGAUAUUAUUGAUGACCUUCAUGAUUCUUAACAAAGAUGUACAGGCGUGAAUUCUUUAUGACACAAACUGCGAUUCGCCUCCAAAUGAUUUACAUGAGUUUUUUUUUUAAAUAAUUUUUAUAAACCCUCAAUUUUUAUUGGUCUGUUUUUUAUUCUAAUAUAAUAAU